Molecule: messenger RNA, 2306 nt
Organism: Phoenix dactylifera (date palm)
Lineage: Eukaryota; Viridiplantae; Streptophyta; Magnoliopsida; Arecales; Arecaceae
Source: RefSeq, a predicted model, not a curated record
UCUCAUUCAACUUUUUCAUAUAUUAUUGGUAUAAUCCUUUCUUCUUUUUCUUCUUCUUUUUUUUUCUUUUUUUUUUUCUUCUUUCUAGGUCUUCACACCAUGCACAUGCAAGUAUAGCUAAUAAAAUUAGAAAAAAAAAAAACUGACGAAGAGAGUAAGAAACACCUGCCAGGUGAUGCGCCGCGAGGGACACCACCCAAUUGGCUGCCGUGUGAGCUUAACCUUGGUAACAAACUAACAAUAAAUAAAACAAAAUGCGGAGAACCAACACUGAGCUUCCAGAACUGCCUUCCUUUCCUCCUCUCCCAAGUAAAAUAUUGGAUGGUUGGUGACGAAUACAGCAUUAUAUACAUCCUUAACCAUCCAUGCAACUAUCCUCCAUGCCUACGCUCCAUAUUCCAUUAUCCCCAGCACCACUGCUUACCUUACGUGUGUCAUCCAUGUAUCAAGGAUGCUCACCCUGAGAUUGGCAUCUUCUCCUCGUAGAUUCAUAGAUGGUGCAAUAAACUCAAACUAACACAAUCAAAACGGUCGGCAAAUUUCGAAAGUAAUAUACUCUCUCCUCCCCCCACUUCUUUCGUACCGCGAUCCACGCCCUCUCUGUCUCGCUCUGUUUUUCUCUCCCCUCAUCACCUCGAGGAGUUGCUUAAAAAUAUAUAUCCAAAUAAAACCACUCCUCAGCUCCCAAUCUCUUCCCCCUAAAACCUCUCCCCGCCACAACCUCCCCUCCUCCCCCAUUUCCUCUCCUCUCCUCCCCGUCCUCUCAUUCUUACUUCCCACUUUUCCCAAAACGGAACCGAUCUGCUUCCCCUCUGACCGCCCCGCACCCCUCUAAACUCGAGAGGAAGCGGAUCCAUUCGUUAAGAUAAAGGUCGAAGAAUUAAAGACCCUCCCGAAAUCCAAAUAGAAGGAGAAGGAAGGAAAAGAACUGAGUGUUCGAGAGGAUGGCGAGCCAUCUCCAGCGCCGGGUCCAUUCCUUCUCCUCGGCCCUCCUGGCGGCGGUGCUCGCGGUGGCGGUGGCCCUGUCCUUCGCGGCGCCGUCGGCCGCGAAGCUGACGCCCAAGUACUACCAGAAGACGUGCCCCCGGGCGGCGGAGAUCGUGACGCAGGUGGUGACCAGCAAGCAGAUCGCCAACCCGACCACCGCCGCCGGCACCCUCCGGCUCUUCUUCCACGACUGCUUCGUCGGGGGCUGCGACGCCUCCGUCCUCAUCUCCACCAACGCCUUCAACCGCGCCGAGCGCGACGCCGACAUCAACCUCUCCCUCCCCGGCGACGGCUUCGACGUCGUGGUCCGCGCCAAGACCCAGCUCGAGAUCGAGUGCCCCGGCAUCGUCUCCUGCUCCGACGUCCUCGCCCUCGCCACCCGCGACCUCGUCACCAUGCUCGGCGGGCCCUUCUACCCCGUCCUCCUCGGCCGUAAGGACGCCCUCGCCUCCAAGGCCGACACCGUCGAGGGCAACCUCCCCCGCCCCAACGUGACCGCCUCCCAGAUGAUCUCCAUCUUCGCCGCCAAGGGCUUCACCGUCCAGGAGAUGGUCGCCCUCUCCGGCGCCCACACCGUCGGCUUCUCUCACUGCAAGGAGUUCGCCCACCGGAUCUACAACCACAACAAUCGCGGCCAGAAUGCCUUCGACCCCUCGAUGAACCCCAAGCUCGCGGAGGCGCUGCAGAAGGCCUGCGCCAACUACCUCAAGGACGAGACCAUCGCCACCUUCAACGACAUCAUGACGCCGGGCAAGUUCGACAACAUGUACUUCAAGAACCUGGCCAGGGGCCUGGGGCUCCUGGCGUCCGACCAGAUCCUGAUGUCGGACCCGAGAACGAGGCCCUUCGUCGAGCUCUACGCCGCCAACAACACCGCCUUCUUCAACGACUUCGCGCGCGCCAUGGAGAAGCUCAGCGUGCACGGGGUGAAGACCGGGAGGGAGGGGGAGGUCCGGCGGAGGUGCGACACCUUCAACAAUUGAUUGAUCUGAAAUGAGAUGUCCUUCUGCUCCUUUGAUACUUGCUGCCGUUUUGUCUGGAUUGGAAUAGAUUAAUUAAUGCUCGAGGAGAUUUGAGCGGGAAGGCAUUUUGGCUUUGAAGUUGACACAAGGGAUAUGAUGAGAAUCGGAGAGAUCACAAUUAUUUUUAUUUCUGAUGAAGUUGUUACUAAUAUAAGUGUUAUAUAUUCAUAUUUAUGUAUCAAUUCAAUUCCUUUGGCGAUAUAACCUCCGGUGAUGAUUAUAGUGUGAGGUACAUGCCAACCUGUUCAUUUAGUCUAGCCUACUUUAUAAAAGGUUUGGUGCUUAAUUUCUUCCCCC